Messenger RNA from Aspergillus oryzae RIB40, 747 nucleotides. RefSeq names its product putative phosphoserine phosphatase. Gene Ontology annotation, molecular function: phosphatase activity. The transcript is spliced from 5 exons. The record is from RefSeq and is a predicted model, not a curated record. The coding region runs from base 1 to 747 and encodes 248 amino acids. Lineage: Eukaryota; Fungi; Ascomycota; Eurotiomycetes; Eurotiales; Aspergillaceae.
AUGGAGUCCCCUGAAUAUGAGCUGCUGUACCUCAAAGAGAACCCUAAAGCUAUCUUUUUUACAGAUUUUGAUGGAACUAUUACUCUGAAAGACUAUAACUUUGGGUUUGGGAUGGAAAUGCGACGGAAAUUGGAGAUGGAAGUCAUGAAAGGACAUAUGGCUUUCAGAGAUGCAUUCCACGCCAUGCUCCAGAGUGUACAGAUGCCGUUAGCGGAUUGUCUGCGAAUUGUACAGGAUAAUAUUCAGCUUGAUCCCCACUUCCUGGAUUUCUAUUAUUGGGCAAAAGGGUGUAAUAUCCCUAUAGUUGUGCUCUCUUCUGGGAUGACUCCUUUCAUAACCAUGUUGCUGGAGUCCGUUCUGGGCAGCAAUCCAGAAAAUAUAUUUGUUGUUGCCAAUGACGUUGAGCCACACAGCUUCGGCGACAAGACGAGUGGGAGUGGAUGGCGGAUUAAAUACCGUGACGACAGUGCCUUUGGUCAUGAUAAAUCACUCGAGAUCAAGCCGUACUUUGGGCUACCCAGCGGAAAUUGUCCUCUACUUUUUUACGCUGGAGAUGGUGUCUCGGAUUUAUCUGCCGCAUCGCAAACUCACGUUCUUUUUGCAAAGGAGGGUUUGGUAGAUCAUUGCAAGGAAAGGGGAAUUCCGUUUAUCCCCUUCGACAACUGGAGCUCUAUCCUUGACACAAUGCAAGGUAUUUAUGAAGGUCUGUCUAGGGCAGGAAUCACGGGUUAUUCCAACGUUGUAUAA